AUGAAACAAUUCAAAGAAGCUCACACCCAGCUCGUCGUCAAUGGCCUAACCCACCCAUCGCCCUCUCUCAGACCCAUCAUCUCAUUCGCCGCUCUGGACCCUUCCGGUGACAUUGAUUAUGCUCUCCUUCUCCUCUUGCACCAGCCCUCCAUUCCUCCAUUACUUUUCCUAUUCAACACUGUGAUCCGAGGCCUUGCACGUGCCGCCGGGGACCGUCCCGCUUUCUUAACAACCUCGUUGCUUGUUUUCAACCGCAUGGCUGAGCUUAAUCUUGCACCUAAUAACUUCACUUUCAAUUUUCUCUUACAUGGUUGCUCGAACUGUGGUGCAUUUGAUCUGGGUAGGCAGUUUCAUGCCAUGUUAGUCAAGAAAUUUUUUUAUAUGGACGUGUUUGUUCGCAAUUCGGUUAUUCAAUUUUACUCGGUGUGCGGCAAACUGGAUGAUGCGAGAUGCGUAUUUGACGAAAGUGAUGAACUUGAUGUUGUUUCGUGGAAUUCUAUCAUUAACGGGUACGUUAGGAAUGGUGAUAUAUCGGAGGCUUUGAACCUGUUCGGUAAAAUGCCCAAGAGAAGUGACGUUUCUUGGAAUAGCGUACUUGGUGGUUUGGUCAAGUUUGGAUUUCUAGACAAUGCUUAUAGGCUUUUUAUGGAGAUGCCACGUAGAACUUUAGUUUCUUGGGUUAUCAUGGUUUCUGGGCAUGCUCAGAAUGGACACCCAAAAGAGGCUUUGGCUUUAUUUCGAGAGAUGCUAUCAUUGGAUCAGAAACCAAACUCAGCGGUUUUAGUUAGUGUCCUCUCUGCAUGUUCACAGCUGGGAGCUUUGGAUCAUGGUAAUUGGGUUUACUCUUAUAUCCAAAAGGAACAUCUGAUGAUUGAUUCAAUACUUUCUGCAGCUUUGAUCGACAUGUAUGCCAAAUGUGGAAGCAUUGGUCUUGCAAUGCAAGUGUUCAAAUCCUCCAAGGUGAAGGGUGUAUCUACUUAUACGGCUGCAAUAUCUGGGUUAGCAAUGAAUGGACAUGGCAAGGAAGCACUUCAGCUUUUCGAAAGAAUGAAGGACCAAGGCAUUUCGCCAGAUAGCGUUUCUUACCUUGCAGUUUUAUGUGCUUGUAGUCAUGAAGGAUGGGUUGACAAGGGAUUUCACUAUUUUAAUUCAAUGUUUGAUGUAUAUGGAAUUAGACCAGAGUUGGAUCACUGUGCCUGCAUGGUUGAUCUUCUUGGCCGUGCUGGUUUGCUUCAGGAGGCAGAAAGUUUUAUUACUUCAAUGCCAAUUAAACCAGAUAGUGCUAUAUGGGGGGCUCUUCUUGGUGCUUGUAGGCUUCAUGGCAAUGCAGAAAUGGGUCAGAGAGUUGGGCAUAUGUUGAUAAAAUAUGAUAAAUACCAUGAUGGACGCUAUGUCCUACUGUCUAAUAUCUAUGCUGAGUCCAUGAAAGGUGAAGAUGCUGAAGAAGUCAGGAAAACUAUGAGAAAGAGAAAAAUAAUGCGGGUUCCAGGCUAUAGUUUGAUUGAAGUGGAUGGUGCUGUUCAUGAGUUUUUGGCUGGAGAUAGAUCCCAUGAAAAAACAGAGGACAUCUACUUGGUGUGGGAUGCAAUUGUUAAAGAGAUAAAGAAGUUUGGCUACAAUGCAGAGACUAGAUCGGUCAUGUUUGAUGUAGAAGAGGAGGAUAAAGAAGCUCUGAUUGGAUACCACAGUGAGAAACUGGCCUUGGCUUUUGGGUUCAUCUGCACAAAGCCUGGAUCAUUAAUACGGAUUGUCAAGAAUAUUCGAAUCUGCAACGAUUGCCAUUCUGCUAUUAAGCUUGUAUCAAAAGCUUUUAAAAGAAAAAUUUCUGUACGAGAUCGGAAACGCUAUCAUCAUUUUGAAGAAGGUCGUUGUUCCUGCAUGGAUUACUGGUGA
This is a messenger RNA of Ziziphus jujuba (common jujube), 1893 nucleotides long. Its product is annotated as pentatricopeptide repeat-containing protein At5g66520. The record is from RefSeq and is a predicted model, not a curated record. Gene Ontology annotation, biological process: RNA modification. Gene Ontology annotation, molecular function: protein binding; RNA binding; zinc ion binding. The coding region runs from base 1 to 1893 and encodes 630 amino acids. The transcript has a single exon. Lineage: Eukaryota; Viridiplantae; Streptophyta; Magnoliopsida; Rosales; Rhamnaceae.